Molecule: messenger RNA, 2169 nt
Organism: Aethina tumida (small hive beetle)
Lineage: Eukaryota; Metazoa; Arthropoda; Insecta; Coleoptera; Nitidulidae
Product: nose resistant to fluoxetine protein 6-like
Exons: 11
Coding region: 9-2078 (689 amino acids)
Molecular function (GO): acyltransferase activity, transferring groups other than amino-acyl groups
Source: RefSeq, a predicted model, not a curated record
CUUGCAUCAUGGUGUACAACAUCUUGAGCAGUUUCAGCGACAAUUUGUCGAAAGGGGAGGACGAGACGGAUAAGCCGGAGAAAAAUGCGGAUAAUCCACGGCAACCCGUUAAGUUGACAAUGAAACAGGGGCUGUUAAUGAAUCAAGUCGUUUCCACUUAUGUGCUGAGCGACGUCGAAAACGAAUUGUGCAACGACCACUACCGCGAGUACAAAAUUGGGUUGAGGGCGUUCGAACCCUGGGCAUUAAAAAUGUUCGAUUCGUCGUCGAAGCUGCAAUCGGGGAUUUUGUACGGCAAUCUGGUGGAGUUCGGUGGUUUUGAUCAGUGCCUAAAAAUUUAUUACGAAUCGGAAUUCGGGCCGAUCAGAGGGAAAUCCUGCACCUUCAGAGUCAAGCCUGAUGAGAAACUCAUGAGGAUCAUCUCGGGAUUUAACAACGUUUCAGAACGAAGAUUUGAUAAAAUCAAAGAGAGUGUGAUUGAAAACAGUCAGUUGAUGUUUACCGUUUGCGUGCCAGAUUCUUGCAUGGCUAAAGACAUUUUGCCCUACUACAACAAAACAAUUACGGAAUUAACUCAAGGAAUCGCUGUUAAAGUGUCAUUAGAGGAGGAAUACUGUACUUCAGCUACCGACAAGCUACACAUCAAAAACUAUGAAUACAUUAUUAUAUUCAUUCCAAUUGCGAUAAUGUUAACGGUGGUUUUGACAACCCUUAUUGAUUUUUUUGCCUCGGAAAAUAUCCGUUCGAACUGGAUGAUCAGCACGUUCUCAGGUCGGGCAAAUUUCAAGCGAAUGCUGAACACCAGAUCACAAUCCGGGGAGUUGGACUGUUUGCACGGCAUCAGAUUCUUGAGCGUCUGCUACGUGGUCAUCGGACAUCGAUUCAUGGCUUCCAUGAUUUAUCCGUCCGUCAACUCAUUUUAUCUUAUUGAGUGGAUUAUGGAGUAUCCGAGUACGAUUAUAAUCGGAGGAACAGUCUGCGUCGAUACGUUUUUGAUGAUCAGCGGCCUGUUGGUCACCUACACGUUCUUCGACUACAUGGACAAAUACAGAAAGUUCAACCUAUUAUUCUUUUACAUUUACAGAUACGUCAGGAUAACGCUUCCUGUGGCGAUGGCCGUAAUAUGGCACGCUUAUUAUUUACAAUUUUUGGGCGCCGGUCCCUUGUGGUACGACGGAUUGAAGAGUCAAUCAAUCAACUGUCACCUGAGUUGGUGGGGCUCCUUGUUGCACCUUCAGAGCUACGUCAACCCCAAAGAAAUGUGUAUCGUUCAGACUUGGUAUUUGACCGUGGAUAUGGUUAUGUUUUAUUUGUCGCCUUUGAUAGUUUAUCCAUUGUGGAAGUGGCCGACUUUUGGUUACCUCAACUUUAUCCUGUUCUAUCUGGCGUCGAUCGCUUCCAGCUUUUAUGUCGCGUGGAAAAGACAGUUCAUUGGAGGAAUGCCUUUAACCGCCACCCUCCUCAAAACUGAAUACUUCCAAAAUCACUACAUAACACCCCAUACAAGAGGAACAACAUAUAUACUCGGACUGGGAUUCGGUUACAUCCUGCAUUUGACUAAAAAUGAAAGAGUUUUCAUGUCGAAACCGACCGUGGUUAUUGGCUGGUUUCUCUGUUCAGUUAUGUUAAUUGUUCCGGUUGUUGGCUCGCAUGUGUUUCAGGACGAAGCUCAUCCCUACAAUCGAUUCGAAUCGUCAAUUUUCUUGUCGUGUUCCAGAUCUGCUUGGUGCUUUGGUGUUGGUUGGCUCAUUUGGGCUUGUGUCAACGGUUACGGAGGACCAGUUAACACAAUAUUAGCAGCAAACGCCUUUAAAAUUUUAAGUAGGACCAGCUACGGUAUUUUCCUGUUCCAUCUAACCAUACAAAUGUUACUAGGAUCUGCACAAAGACAUCCUUAUUAUUUCACCAACUUUCAAAUGAUGUAUCAGUCGUUUUCCGAUUUGGUGCUUAUGAUCUUGUUCGGUUUCAUUUUCGCCUUGUUUUUCGAACUGCCUUUUAUUAAGUUGCAGUCCGUUUUCAUGUCAAAGUCGAAAGUGGCACAAAAACCUGACAUUCCAAAAAAGUAUAACAAGUAUUAAAAUAUAAUUUUUUAGCUUUUUACUGUAGGCUUAGACAUUUUAUGGUAUACAAUGUAAAAAGUUAUAAAAGUUCAUAAAGCAAGAGAAUUUA